GUUCAUCCGGCACACAGCACUAGCAGCAACAUGGCGAGUAUGAGGCUGAUCGGAAUGGCAAAUGGACUUCGAUCCACCUUUGGAUUGUCCAAAAACUGCAGAUUAUUUUCGUCUUCUCAUGUGAUGAGCGGAAAAUAUGUCAACCUUGAAGUCGCUGACGAUGUCGGAGUUGUACGUUUUGACAGUCCGGAUUCAAAGGUGAACACUUUGAGCCAGGCCAUGCAGUCAGAGUUCUAUGACUGCAUCCAGCAAAUCAACAGAGAUGAAAAGAUUAAGGCUGCUGUGCUCAUCUCCAAAAAGCCAGGUUGUUUCAUCGCUGGGGCAGACAUUGGUAUGAUCGACGCAUGCAAAACGGAGGAAGAGUCUGUGAAGCUGGCACAGGCGGGCCAGGAAGCCUUCCAGGCAAUGGAGGACAGCAAAAAGCCGUUUGUGGCGGCCAUCAUGGGCACUGCUCUCGGCGGAGGACUCGAGACCACGCUGGCCUGCCACUACCGCAUCGCCAUGAACAACAAAAAGACGAGCCUUGGUCUGCCUGAGGUGUUGUUGGGUCUGCUGCCAGGUGCUGGUGGGACGCAGAGGCUGCCUCGUUUGGUGUCGGUGCCCAACGCCCUGGACAUGAUGCUGACUGGCAAGAUGAUCAAGGCCAACAAGGCCAAACGUAUGGGGCUGGUGGACAUGACCGUGGAGCCCCUAGGACCGGGCGUGGCCGACCCGGAGCAGAAUUCUCUGGCAUUCUUGGAACAGGUCGCUGUACAAACUGCCAGAGAUCUUGCUGCCGGUCGCUUGAAGAGAACUCCCCGCAAGAAGGGAAUGUCUGACAAAAUCAUGGACAAGCUGCUGGGCUACGACUUUGGCAAAAACUUUGUGUUCAACAAGGCCAAGGGACAAGUGAUGAAGAUGACGGGCGGCCUGUACCCAGCGCCACUCAAGAUCUUAGAGGUUGUGAGGACCGGCCUGGACAAGGGACUGAAGGAAGGCUACGUCGCAGAGAGAGAAGGUUUCGGCAAGCUAGCGAUGACACCCGAGUCCAAAGCCCUGAUUGGCCUGUUUAACGGACAGACGGCCUGCAAAAAGAACAGCUUUGGAAAGCCACAGAAAAAGGCCACCACUGUUGGAAUCCUGGGAGCUGGCCUGAUGGGGGCGGGGAUUGCACAGGUCUCUGUGGAUAAAGGCAUGAAGACGCUGCUGAAGGACAUGUCGCUGCAGGGUCUGGCCCGGGGCCAGGACCAGGUACAGAAGGGCUUUGACCUGUCCGUCAAGAAGAAGAAGAUAUCUAGUUUCGAGAGGGACAUGAUCAUCUCUAACCUUGACCCCACGGUGACCUAUGACGGGUUCAAGGACUGCGACAUGGUCAUCGAGGCAGUGUUUGAGGACAUUGACCUGAAACAUCGCGUCAUUAAGGAGGUGGAGGAGCAAAUCUCGCCGGACUGUAUCUUUGCCUCCAACACGUCAGCCCUGCCCAUCUCUCAGAUCGCUGCAGCCAGCAAACGGCCAGAGAAGGUGAUCGGCAUGCACUACUUCUCCCCCGUAGACAAGAUGCAGCUGUUGGAGAUCAUCACCACAGACAAAACCUCCAAGGACACCACUGCGUCGGCGGUGGACGUGGGUCUCCGUCAAGGCAAGGUCGUCAUCACGGUCAAGGACGGGCCAGGCUUCUACACCACCCGCAUCCUAGCACCCAUGGUCUCGGAGCUCUUGAGAGUUUUACAGGAGGGCAACGGCCCCAAGAAGCUGGACAAACUGACCAAAGGGUUCGGGUUCCCGGUGGGCGGAGCCACGCUGGCCGACGAGGUGGGUCUGGAUGUGGCCGCUCACGUCGCUGAGGAUCUUGGGAAGGCUUUCGGUGAACGCUUCCAGGGAGGUAACCCAGAGGUGCUGAAGGAGAUGGUCGCUGCCGGCUUUAUGGGUCGUAAGUCGGGCAAAGGCGUCUACGUGUACGAGAAGGGCAGCAAGAGCAGAGAGGAGAACGCAGAGGCCUUGACCAUCCUGGAGAAAUAUAAACUGACUGCUCCUGAAGGGUUCACUGAUGAGGACAUCCAGUACAGGCUUGUGUCGCGGUUUGUCAACGAGGCAAUCCUCUGUCUACAGGAGGGGAUCCUGGCCAACCCGCUGGAGGGUGACAUCGGAGCUGUGUUUGGACUGGGCUUCCCUCCCUUCCUUGGAGGUCCCUUCCGCUACAUUGACCUGCACGGAGCCAAACCACUGGUAGACAGGAUGCUGAAGUACCGCGACGUCUACGGGAUCGCCUUUGAGCCAUGCCAGCUGCUCAAGGACCACGCUAACGACCCCAGCAAAAAGUUCCACUCCUGAGUCGCCAACCACAGCUGUAGCGUCAUUUGUGAGGCGUCAUGGUGAAAUCAGGCUCUCGUCAAAAUGAUGCAAUCUAAGAAACACAUUUUCUACAGUUUGGGAAUUUUCAUCAAUUUUUUUUUUUAGCUCAAUACUUUUUGUGUGCACUUAAAACAUUCCUGUGUGGAAUUUACUGUAAAAAAGUUGCUCGAAUGCAUUUAAAAAAUGUAAAUUUGCGAUUUCCAAGGACUUAUAAUC
Messenger RNA from Aplysia californica (California sea hare), 2547 nucleotides. RefSeq names its product trifunctional enzyme subunit alpha, mitochondrial. The record is from RefSeq and is a predicted model, not a curated record. Gene Ontology annotation, molecular function: long-chain (3S)-3-hydroxyacyl-CoA dehydrogenase (NAD+) activity; enoyl-CoA hydratase activity; NAD+ binding. Gene Ontology annotation, biological process: fatty acid beta-oxidation. Gene Ontology annotation, cellular component: mitochondrial fatty acid beta-oxidation multienzyme complex; mitochondrion. The transcript is spliced from 23 exons. NCBI's taxonomy places the organism in Eukaryota, Metazoa, Mollusca, Gastropoda, Aplysiida, Aplysiidae. The coding region runs from base 31 to 2310 and encodes 759 amino acids.